CAAGUUCUGACAGACCCAACAAAGCAGUGCCUUUUUCAGAACGAGGGAAGAAAAAGAAGAAGAGAAAACUGACACCCCAUCACGUGGAGUGAAGUAGCUCGUACUCUCUGUUUCCCACGCUUACUUGUUCUUCCUGUUUAAAUUAAAUCCCAUUGGAGGUAAAAUUUUCCCUAUCCAGAUCUGCCUCUGCAAAAACAAGGCUUUUUAGAUUUUCAGGAAAUGGGGCUCAUCUCUAGAAAGCUGUUCCCGGCGUGUGAAAGCAUGUGCAUAUGCUGCCCUGCUAUGAGGUCGAGAUCUAGACAACCUGUUAAGCGUUACAAAAAGCUGCUUGCGGAAAUCUUUCCCAAGUCUCCUGAUGGUCCUCCCAAUGAAAGAAAAAUUGUUAAGUUAUGUGAAUAUGCUGCCAAAAACCCUUUUCGAAUCCCAAAGAUUGCUAAAUUUCUUGAAGAUAGGUGCUACAAAGAGCUUAGACUGGGGCACAUCAAAUUCAUCAAUAUUGUUGCAGACACUUACAACAAGUUGCUUUGCCUGUGUAAGGAGCAGAUGGCUUGUUUUGCAGUCAGUCUGGUGAGUGUGGUUACUGAGCUCCUGGACAACUCUAAGCAAGAUACUGUGCGCAUACUUGGAUGCCAAACUCUAACUAAUUUCAUCUAUAGUCAGACAGACGGCACUUACACACAUACCAUUGAGAGUUUGGUUCACAAAGUAUGUAAGCUUGCAUGUCAAAGUGGUGAAGAUCACCAAAGCUUGAGAGCAUCAAGUUUGCAGUGCCUUUCAGCCAUGGUGAAAUUCAUGGCAGAAUUUUCAUAUAUUUUUGUUGAUUUUGAUGAGAUUGUUCAUGUCACCUUGGAUAACUAUGAGCCAGAUACACAUAAUGAAGAUGAUGAGAGAGGGCAGCCACAUCAUAAUUGGGUGGAUGAAGUGGUUCGAAGUGAAAGCAGAGUUGGUGUAGUUGGCGAUGACGCUAGUCCUAGCUGCAAGAUAAUCAGGCCACGACCAGAAAAGAAGGAUCCUGCUCUUCUGACGAGAGAAGAGUUUGAAACACCAAAAGUGUGGGCUCAAAUUUGUAUUCAGAGAAUGAUAGAGUUAUCUAAGGAGAGCACAACGAUGCGCCGAGUAUUGGAUCCAAUGUUUGUCUACUUUGAUUCUGGGCACCACUGGGUUCCUCGACAAGGGUUGGCCAUGCUGGUUUUGUCUGAUAUGUCAUACUUUAUGGAGGCUUCAGGGAAUCAACAGUUGAUUUUAGCCUAUGUGAUCCGUCAUCUUGACCACAAAACCAUUUCGCAAGAUCCACAACUCAAAUCUUCUGUCAUUCAAGUUGCUAGUGCUUUGGCUAGCCAGAUUCGAUCUGGUGCAGUGUUGGCAGAAAUUGGAUUUGUCUCCGACCUAUGUAGGCAUUUGAGGAAGAGUCUUCAAGCUACUGCUGAAUCAGUUGGAGAGCAAGAAUCAAACAUUAAUAUCAUGCUACAAAAUUCCAUUGAAGACUGCUUACUAGAAAUUUCGAGAGGCAUUGGCAAUGUUCGGCCACUAUUUGACAUGAUGGCGAUAACUCUGGAGAAUCUGCCAUCUGGAAUUGUUGCUAGGGCAACACUUGGAUCUUUAAUGAUUGUUGCUCAUAUGAUCUCAUUAGCGUUGAUCUCUUCACGUACACAGCAGGUGUUUCCUGAGUCCCUUCUUGUCCAACUUCUGAAAGUCAUGGUGCAUCCAGAUAUUGAGGUGCGUGUUGGAGCACACCAAAUAUUUUCUAUUCUUCUCAUUCCAACUUUUAACCAGCCCCGGCACGAAUCUUCAUCUUUACAAUCUGGUUUUGGAUACCAAUCAAGAGGAUGGCAGUCGAAUACAGCAUCUACCUUUGCAUCAAUCACAGCAAGACUUGAAAAGCUGAGGAAGGAAAAAGAUGGCCCCAAAGCCGAAAAGCACGGGAACAGUAAUGCUUGUGAUGAUUUUAGAGAUAGAGAGACUGCUGAAGAAGUCUGGAAGCAGGGGUGUAACCGAAAAAAUUCCCCUAAUGUUUACAAAAUUAGCUCAAUUAUUGACAGGACGGCUGGAACAGUCAGCUUAACAGAGCCAGAUCCGUAUGUUAUGAAGUUUAGUGAGGAUCAAAUAUCACACUUGCUGUCUGCGUUUUGGAUACAAGCAAAUCUCCCUGAUAAUUUGCCUUCAAAUAUUGAGGCUAUAGCUCAUUCUUUUACCUUAGUGCUUAUUUCUUCACAUUUGAAGAAUCCAACUGACAACCUUAUGGUUCGCUUCAUUCAACUUCUGCUGUCUCUGAGGAAUACAUCCCUUGAUUCUAACAAUGGGACAUUGACUCCAGCAUGUCAAAGAUCUAUGCUUGUACUCUCGAUUGGCAUGUUGAUGUUUGCGGCUAAGAUCUAUCAUAUUCCUCUGCUCAAGUCAUUUAUACCGUAUGAUAUUCAGUUUGAUCCAUAUUUAGGCAUCAGUGACGAUCUUCAAAUUUAUGUAAAGCGUGAUGCAGAUGUUAGUAAAUAUGGAUCUGUUACUGAUAACGAGAUGGCUUCAUCGUUACUAUCUGAUUUGCGGAACAAAAUAUACGAAUCAGACAAUAUCAUGAUGGAAAUCUUAGUUCAGUUCCUAUCAAAGGUUUCUGAGAUGAAGGCAGAAGAUGUGGCAAACCAACUUUCAGAGUCAUUCACACCUGAUGAUGCAUUCAUGUUUGGCCCACAGUCAAUGCUUGACUGUGACCAAAAUCAAAUGCCUGUUCAUUCAAAGGAAUCAUCGUUUGAUGGGGAAUUUCCAUCAAAUUCAUCAGUGGAGGAUGAUGUGACAAGUGAAGCAUCUGUUGCUGACCUCUCACGUUUCAUUCCCAGAAUACCUACAUCCUCCUCUAUACCGCCCCAUGUUAUCAGCAUUGGACAGCUGAUGGAGUCGGCACUUGAGGUAGCUGGUCAAGUAGCGGGGACAACUGUCUCUACAUCACCUCUCCCCUACAACACCAUGGCAAGCCAGUGCGAAGCCCUUGGCACAGGGACAAGGAAGAAACUCUCCAACUGGUUGGCCCAUGAAAAUCAUCAGAGCAGUGGUCGUGACAGAUUGUUUCCAGCAUUUCCUGCAGAUGGACGUGCAGCACUCCAGAAGAUAACGAUUGACAUUGGGCAUGCUCAUGGAGCUGCAUCGGCACAGGACCCCUGGUUGGCUAUGAGGCUGCCUCCUGCUAGUCCAUUUGACAACUUCCUCAAGGCAGCUGGGUGUUAGUAACUUGGUAGAGAAGUCGCGCUUCAAGUGUAAUCGUUGCUGUAAAGUAUUAGGCAGUAUCUUGGGAUUAAUAGCUCUACAUUUAGUCUAGACUCUGAUAAUCUGAUUUGAGGGCUUCCAUGCCCAGUUUAUCGAUGGUUACAUUGAACAUCUACCUGUUACUGAGCUAGGGUUAUGCGUAGUGUAGUAUGUAUUUUGUACAACGGUUAUAUCGAACAUGUUCUGUAAUUGAACUAGGGUUAUGCAGUGUAGUAUGUACUUUGUGGUU
Pyrus x bretschneideri (Chinese white pear) is the source of this 3481-nucleotide messenger RNA. RefSeq names its product protein SEMI-ROLLED LEAF 2-like. The record is from RefSeq and is a predicted model, not a curated record. The transcript is spliced from 20 exons. NCBI's taxonomy places the organism in Eukaryota, Viridiplantae, Streptophyta, Magnoliopsida, Rosales, Rosaceae. The coding region runs from base 220 to 3213 and encodes 997 amino acids.